CUCAAACAAACCCGAACUCUGACACUCUCCCACACCUCCACCUUGGAUAUCCUGAUCUACACUACAACCGCAUACUCUAUAGCAAUCAUGCCCUUUGGACUGAAGAAAGGAGACAAGGACGGCGAGCUGGAUGCGAAAAAGGCAUCCCUGUUCGGUCGCUCCAAGGGUGCCAAAACCCCCGCACCGCCGCCAGCCAACAACCCAUAUGCUGCUGCUGCUCCAGCUUCUGGCAGCAACCCAUACGCAGCGCCGUCGUCUUCCAAAGAUCCUUAUGCUGCGCAAAGCAAGAACCCAUACGCUUCACAGGGAUCGGGUUCUCGUGAUCCUUACGCCAGAGGUCCAAACAACUCUGCACAACCGCCGACUAGCUCGUUCGGGAACCUCUCCCCGAACAACGAUCAACGUGGGCCCCCAGGAUAUAGCGACAGCAAUUCUCACAGUGCACACAAUCGUAAUGAGAAGAGUCCUGUGCCGCCAGGAGGAUAUGGCGGCGGUCAAGCUCGCUACCAAAGCACUGGCAACGAUUAUGGACAAACGAGUGGGUACGGCAGUGAUCCGUACGGCACUGGAAACGCGAGCGCAUCACGCUACGGGCCAUCAGGAUACGGCGGACUAGGCCGAAGUGGUAGUCAAGAGACUGUUUCAACCGAUGUAGGCAGGAAUGCCUUGUUCGGCAAUGCUCCGCAGCGUGCAGCGGCGAAGCCUGCCCAAGAUCCUGCUGAUGAGCACAGGACGGACAACAGCUAUUCGAAUAGCGGUGCAUACAGCUCGGCUGAAAUGCCAGGAGGAUACGGAUCUGGACCUCCGCGAGAGUUGACGGCUGAAGAGCAGGAAGAGGAGGACGUGAUGGCUGCCAAACAGGAGAUUCGAUUCAUCAAGCAACAGGACGUCGCGAGUACUCGGAACGCGCGCCGAAUUGCUGAGCAGGCGGAGCAGACUGGGCGUGAGACACUGGCUCGUCUUGGUGCGCAGGGCGAACGGAUUCAUAACACUGAGCGCAACCUGGACAUGGCUUCCAAUCAAAACCGUCUGGCAGAGGAGAAGGCCCGCGAAUUGAAGACGCUGAAUCGAUCAAUGUUCGCGGUUCAUGUUGCCAACCCGUUCACGGCCAAGAAGCGGGAGGAAGCACAGAACGCCAUCGCACUAGAGAAGCAUCAACGCGAAAGAGAUCAGCGAGACGCAACGCAAUCAGCGGCAUACAGUUCCCAGGCACGACAACAGCAACAACAGCGCGACCUCGGCAGCAAUCUCGCCAAACAGAUUCCCAAGGGUAGCUUGGCCGAUCGAGCCAAAUACCAAUUCGAGGCGGACAGUGAAGACGAGGAGAUGGAGAAUGAAAUCGACGACAACUUGAACGCCAUUCAUCGCGGUGCUACUGUCCUCAAUGCCCUCGGCAAAGCCAUGGGUGCAGAGAUUGACAGCCAGAACAAGCACAUUGACCGGAUUAUCAAGAAGACCGACAAAGUGGAUGACCAGAUUGCGGUCAACCGAGCGAGACUUGACAGGAUUCGUUGAUAUUGAUUUCGCGACUGGCACGAUUCAGCCCGGCUCUCUGUUUGCACUUCUAGUUGAUUGAAGCAUAUCGGCUGCCACAGGUCUAGAUGCUAUACUGCAUACCAACGGAGAUGGAUAUUGUCGAAAGAGGAUGUAGUUCAGCUGACCUUCAUCGCGUAAAAGCAUCCCUAGACUGGUCAUCGUUAAGAUAGAUAAUGUAGUAAUUCCGAAGGCUCUCACGUAUGCAUGGUCGCGGAUACUGUUGCUGAGUCCAGCAGUGAGAUGAGGCGUCCAGCAUGAUAAAUCGAUCAAGGGCUUCCACGCUUAAUUGCAUUCCGAGUUCAGGUUGUAGGUG
This is a messenger RNA of Dissoconium aciculare CBS 342.82, 1849 nucleotides long. RefSeq lists its product as uncharacterized. Gene Ontology annotation, cellular component: plasma membrane; SNARE complex. NCBI's taxonomy places the organism in Eukaryota, Fungi, Ascomycota, Dothideomycetes, Mycosphaerellales, Dissoconiaceae. The coding region runs from base 88 to 1515 and encodes 475 amino acids. Gene Ontology annotation, biological process: exocytosis; vesicle fusion. The transcript is spliced from 2 exons. The record is from RefSeq and is a predicted model, not a curated record. Gene Ontology annotation, molecular function: syntaxin binding; SNAP receptor activity.